CGCCGCCGGCAUACGCGUUUUCGCCUCCGCGUCUGCCCCGGGCUGUCCCGCGGUGCGCGUAACCGCCCUCCUGGUCCCGAACUUACGCCACUCUGUUAGCUCAUGGACCGUAUGGGGGUUGAAAAACAACCCUGUAGCGUACCCGUAAUCUAACAACUGUGGGAGCUCUCUCUGCAAGUCCAUGUCUUUAAUCUGCCGCUUUUUUAAAAAGCAAAUAAAUAAAUCAUAUGCUGCUUGCCUUUCCAUUUCUAAUCAGCGCUGUUGCAAGGCUUACAGACUUCGGCAGCACGUAGGCUAGGACUAUAUUUAUAGCUCCUAGGGCCGCGACCCGCAGUGGUCGUUUGCCGUCCCCCCCUUGCUUCAGAAGGACCCGCUCCUACUUCCCCAUCCGUGGCAGCCGUGUCUGUCCGUAGUCGUCGACGUCGGGGUCACCAUUUGAUGGAGAAGGAAGACUUGCUCGCCAUAUGAUGAUCGACAAGUCUCGUCUUUAUUCCCGAAUUACGGAUUAUUAUACACCUUUUAAUUAGCUCAUGCAUAGUGCAAAAUCCCAGCUCACCAUUGGCUAACUAGCUAUCAGCUAUUUACGUGCUAUUUUGGUAUAACUACUUAUUACUUUCCCAGGCUGUUUUUCUCCACCACCUGCUCGGUGCAUUACUUCAUCCGCAGGCCAAGGACACAGUUUAAUUGGAAGGCAACUCCCCUCAUUUUCUAUCUUGGUCAAAUUAAUCUCACUGUGAGCUUUAGCUCGGAGCUAGCUUGUUACAAAGCUCUCAACACAGAACAUAUUUUCAUUCUGAGUAUCUUUCUGUAAAUGAACAUUCUGUCUCAACCAGGAGGUAUUUUUGACCAGCUGUUAAAACUUCAGAAGUACACCUAGAAAAGAGGCAAAGACAGUUUCCUGAAACAUCUGCCUUUUAUUAAAAGUCCAUCAUAUGGGUCAAAAGAAGGGUGAAAAAACCAAAUCAGUCCUUUUACUUCUUCAGUAUGUGAUUUCACAGAUACUUUUAAUUUCAUUUUAAAGAAAAAAAGGAAAGUAGCAUGUACAGGGAGAACAAUCCAAUAGGAAAUACUAAAUCUGUACCUGUUUGUGUGUCAACUCACCCGCAAAUGGUGAGUUAAAAGAUAAUUUGUAGCAUUUGAAAUGUCUUCAAGUAGCCUUUACACUCAGCAAAACUUUGGUCACAAGUGGAUAAGGUGAUCAUGGGAUCUGUUCCAUGAAAAAAAAAUAUCCCCUUAGAUUUUUUUUUCCCUACUGUUUUUGAUAUAUAUUGCAUAUUGUGCCUUAAGGGCAGCAGCUACAUAGAGAUAUCUCUCAGUAUUCGUUCAGUAUUUGACAGUUAGGCUGUUCCAAUGUACCUUAGGGAUUUUUAUUCUAAUUUUAUGCUGUCAGACUUUUAUUUCUCUGACUUUGUAUCCUCUGUGGUAAUAUUACUAAAAGCUUUCCGGUUUUGUGGGUAUUUUUAUUAAAAGAAAAGUAAUUGUAUUAAUCAGAGCUUAGUUUUUCUUGCCUUUUUCUUCCAGAUUAUCCCAAUGGCAUUCGGCUCACGUCAGCUGUUCCAGGAGCAGAUAUCAAAGUACUCAUAAAUUUCAAUGCACCAAAUCCUCAGGACAGGAAGAAGUUUACAGAUGAUUUGAGGGAAUCAAUUGCAGAAGUUCAAGAAAUGGAAAAGCACAGAAUAGAGUCCGAGCUGGAGAAGCAGAAGGGGGUGGUGCGUCCCAGCAUGUCGCAGCGCUCCAGCCUGAAGAAGGACUCCGGGAACGGGACCCUGCCCCGGGCGUGCCUGGACGACAGCUACGCCGGCGGCGAGGGGCUGAAGCGGAGCGCGCUCAGCUCCUCCCUGCGCGACCUGUCCGAAGCAGGCAAGCGUGGGCGACGCAGCAGUGCAGGAUCGCUAGACAGCAAUAUGGAAGGGUCCAUCAUUAGCAGUCCUCACAUGCGCCGAAGAGCUACAUCAACCCGAGAGUGUCCAUCUCGCCCUCACCAGACUAUGCCCAACUCCUCCUCACUCCUAGGGUCCCUGUUCGGUAGCAAGAGGGGCAAGCCCCCCUCGCAGAGCCACGCGGCCGCGCAGACCCCGCACCACGCGGAGGGCGCGGCCGCCGCGCCGCACCCGCACCACGCGCAGUUCUGCCACCAGAACCCGCCGCCCUACCACCACCACCACCACUACCACCCGCCCCCGCCCCCGCACCCGCACCCGCACCAGUACCACCAGCACGGGCACGGCCACGGGCACGGCCCCUACCUGCCGCACGCCCCGCACCACGGCCCGCACCACGGCCCGCACCACCACGGGCCGCCCCCGCCGCCCGCCGCCGCCAGCACCAAGCCCAAACACAGCGGCAUCAGCACCAUAGUCUAGGCCUAAAGACCCUCCUCGUGACUCUAGUUCCAAACCCAGCUGCAAAGGCACUUAGAGGAAGCAACAAAAUCACACCGUCAGUUUUUACCCAGGCCAUUUAAUGAGCUUAAAGGCUUGCUGUUACUAAAUAAAAUAAUUCCAGUUAGCCCAGGCUAUACUGGUUUUACUUAUCUACUGGAUAGAUGUUCACCACCAUCUGGUUAGUUCUUAUUUCCAAACUUGCCUUGACAACGUGCUGCUUGCUGAAUCUGAGGAAAGCUACCUUUUACACCAAACCCCUGGACAAUUUUACACACAUAAUGAAAAGCUAGCCUAUGGAAAAAAAAACAGGGAAAAAAGUCAGACAGAACCAAGUGUUGCAUUCUUGCUCUUUUACUCUCAAUGGGCAAAAAAAAUAAGUAGACCUGAUAUGGUUGAUGAAAGUACGUAAGUAAACUUUAUAUAAUAUAAAUAUAUACAUAUAAAUAUAAAUAUAAAUAUAUAUAUAUAUAUAUAUAUAUAUAUAUAUAUAUAUAUAUACUGUAUAGUUAACAUUUGUGCUUGGAAAGAAAUUUUUUCAGUCCACAAAACUAGCAAUAUAGACUUUACAAGGAAUUCCACUUACUUGAUAGGACAGUAUAAUAGAUGAAUAGCAUAUGAAAGUAGACCAAAACCAUUAAACGUUAGAAACCAAUUUCAAACAUUUCAGUAUUUUCAUCACAAGUCCCCUGGACUUGUUAAGAUUUCUAAGCAAUCAUUACUAAAUGUGCCAAGUAACAUAGCAUUUAAAUGUUAUAGUCCAAUACUGCUUUGUAUAAAUCCUUAUUUUAUUAACACGAUGAUAUCAUACGUAAUCAGUAUUAGAGCUGCUCUGCUAUUUCAGGUAAGCAAACUCGUUAAGAUGCAGUAAUUAUUCCGUAGCAAUGGAGGGUGCCCACCUACCAGGGGGCACCUCCGAGCAUUGGUCACACAAGUUCUUAGACACUUUAAAGGCUGUGAUAACUGUGAAUUUACAUGAUCCACAUUUCUUUUGUAAGCAUAUGGAUUGAACGAGCACAUGGGAAGAGUUCCGCCAGGUGCAUGUAAACACUGCAAAAACAUUCAUCUCAAACAUGAAAAUGGCAAACCUCCAUCCUUCUCAGCUACUUUGGUUCCUGUUUACCAUAAUUGCUCAUUUUUACCUCCAGCGAAGCUGAAUUCUAGUC
Molecule: messenger RNA, 3547 nt
Organism: Passer domesticus (house sparrow)
Lineage: Eukaryota; Metazoa; Chordata; Aves; Passeriformes; Passeridae
Product: IQ motif and SEC7 domain-containing protein 2-like
Exons: 4
Coding region: 1662-2363 (233 amino acids)
Source: RefSeq, a predicted model, not a curated record